AUGGAGCGCCUCAGCAUGGACAUGACCACCACCGCCAACAAGAAGCCCAGCCUCGUCAAGGGCAACAACACGCUCUACCAACUGCAGCUGAGCUGCACGCCCGUGCAGGGCCAGCCAACGUCCUGGACCGUGUCGUGCACCUUCGACGAGUACCGCUCGCUGCAGCGGCGGCUGGUGAAGGCGCUGCGGCCCGGCCACAAGUGCAACGCCGAGUGCAAGUGGCUCGUGAACGUCAUCAAGAAGCACUUCCCCAAGGCCUCGCUCUUCUGCAAGAACUACCCCAGCACCGUCGAGAGCCGGCGGCUGUCGCUGCUGCGGCUCAUGACCACCGUCAAGGCUUCGCUCGUCAACCACGGCAACGUGGGCUGCGCCAUCUUCCGCGACCACGUGAGCGAGGAGUUCGCCGCCUUCUUGGUGGGCGACUGCAAGGACGCCGAGGACGAGCUCACGGCGUCCGCGGUGUCGUUUACCUCGGACGAGGAGAACCUGGUGCUGGACUUCGAGUUCGACGACGACUUCGCCGACUUCGAGUGCGGCCUGUGCGGGCUCAGCCUGGACGCCGUGGAGGAAGGAGAAGCCACGUGCAUGACGCCGUACUGCACCACAGUCACGUUUGAGUGCGGCCACCAGUUCCACGACCUGUGCGUGCUGCCUCGACUGGACGAGGAGGCCAAGUGCCCGCUGUGCAAGUAA
Molecule: messenger RNA, 693 nt
Organism: Phytophthora sojae
Lineage: Eukaryota; Oomycota; Peronosporomycetes; Peronosporales; Peronosporaceae
Exons: 2
Coding region: 1-693 (230 amino acids)
Molecular function (GO): phosphatidylinositol binding
Source: RefSeq, a predicted model, not a curated record